CCGGAAGUAGAUUAAAAACUGAACGCGGGGGUGUUUAACAAUCCGUUUUCAUAUGACAACUGCUGCUACAGCUCGUAACAACUACAUUUAUUAAGGCAGUUUUCAUAGUGCAUGCAGAGUGCGCAUGCGAAUGUGAUUUAAAAAUGGCGGAUCAACACGGUUUUAAGUUGUAUGAACGUAAACAAAUUAUCAAAUUAUCCAUCUAGUUGCGCAAAUUAUCAGUCUAUUAUUACUUUAUUAUUUAAAAUAUAAAUAUGGAAGCUAGAGAAAUCUAUAAUCUAACGUUUCAUGAGCUCAUCACGGCUACUUUCGCUGUAGAUUGGUCUGAUGAUAAUCAAAUUUCUAUCAUCACUGAAAAAGGAAUUCACAUACUAGAAUUACAACCAAAUCCAUUAUGUGUUCAACCUAUUGCAAAAUUCAAAAGAUCAUUUAUUUAUGCAUCAAGUUUCCUACCAUGUGAGCCUUUUUUACCAGUUAUUAAUCGUGUGAUCAACCACUUUGAUAAAGAAGAUUUAUAUUUAUUCAUGCUAGAAGUAGCAUUAACACCAAAGUUAGAUGAAAGAAAUGAGCAAAAUCCACGAAUAGUAGCAGCCGCUUGGUCUCCAAAAAAGUUAGUUAACCCAUCAAAAUGUUUAUUAGUAACAAUCACAUCAACAGGAGCUGUAGAUUUAACUUGUAAGGUUGGAAAUAAAUGGUACUCUGUUUAUAAUUUAUCCUUUCGAUGGUGGAAAAUAAUUGAAAAUGAAUUAGAAUUUAAGACGGAAAAUAUUCAGGUUAAUUCUGUUGAUGCUGAGUCAUUUAAAAAAAACUUGAGAAGACUUCUUGGAACCACAGUUACUUGGAGUGAAUUGUUUGAUAAAUCUACAGUUUUUUGUUAUUUAGUGACCGCUUAUAGAAGCUGUGAUUUAGUGAUCUGGAAAAUUAUGAGAUUGGCUGAACUCUCUAUGAAAGUAGAACCUAUAAUAGCAUACCGAACAGCUUUCGAUACUGAAGUGAAAAUUACUCAACUGCUAUGGAUCACUCUCAGUGACAAUAAAUAUUUAAUUAUAAUAGGCUUUUUCGAUGGUAAAAUUUAUGGUCUAUACAUUACUGAAACGGAUGAUUGUAUUACUCAGAAAUCUAUCUAUAAAUAUGAACCAAAUGCUGAUCAUAUUUCUGUUAACUAUUUGAAAGAGUUUAGUCGAAGUAACAAUGAAAUUAAUAUAAUUGUAAUUAAAAAUUUUUUUUUUAUUGUAAUGACUUUAAAUCAUGAAGGGAAAUUUGUAAAACAACAACACAUACAACUUACAUCGUUGUCAAUAUCAGGUUUAACAUUAAUCGAUCAAGAAAAAGCAAUGGUGAUUACUCGAGAUAGUCAAAUGUUCACAAUAACUUUUAAAAAAGGAUUAAAAUUAACAAGUGAACCAGUGAAACAUGAUUUAAAAACAUCUAAGAUUCAAUUUCUUGGUAUAGCUGUUGCUCCAAAUCAUGCAUUAUUUGUAAAUGUUACUAGUCCUAAUUGUUUAUAUGACCACUUAAUAAAUCGGGAACCAAGUUCUCUACAGUUAUUUAAUUUGAAAGGUGAAAAAUGGGAUCCUUGGCUACUGUUAAAUAAAAAAGACAGUUGUCUAUACACUCAUUGGAAUUGCUUAGAAACGAUUCGAAUUAAAGCAUCAAAAGAAUUAGAACCAGAAAAAUUAUUGCCUUCUAUUCCCGAAGAUUUUAAGUAUAUGUCUGUUGAUCAUCUUCGGAUUAUUAUGUGGUUAACAUUAAUAACAGACGUUUUAAAGAAAAAAAAAAUAUUAAAGAAGAUUGAUAGAGUUAUAGGGGAGAUAUCUAAAGCUCAACCAUUAAUUUUCGUUCAUGCUGCAUCAUCUCAUAUAAUAAAAUUAUCUCAAAGAAAGGAACUCAGUAAUAGUAUGCGUCUUUCAAUUCACUUUUUACGUCUUUAUCUUGAAGAAUUUCUCUCAAGCAAAGAUAAAAAUAUUGAAGGAAGUGUUACAAAAAAACUCGCGGAACAUGCUAUUGAUUUAACGACAAAAAUGGAAUUGGUUAGAAUAGAAUCUUGUAGUUUAUGCAGCGAAGUGAUAACAGAGUUACCAUGGAAAUCAUCAAGUUGCCCCAAAGGUCAUCAAUUACCACGAUGUGCUCUUACUUUACUUCAUAUCACUUGUCUGAAAUAUAGAAAUUGUACCGUAUGUGGUAGAAUAUUUCAUCCAUCACUUGAUGAAAUUUAUGAUGAAGUCAACUGCCUUUAUUGUGAUCUACCAGCUGUAUAUGACAGUAGAAUUGCUAAUGUCUAUGAUAACAUAGAUGACAAUUUUCGAAAUCUUUCUCUUCGACCAUCGUGGGAUUUGCAGAAUAGUAAAAUACAAGACAGUGAAACUCUUGCGGUCAGUGAAAAACCUUCAAAAAAACGACGUACUAACACAGGUGAUUCAUUUACUUUGAUUAUUAAUAAAGACGAUGAAACUAUCACUGAAACUUGGCAAGAACUUUGAGUGAAUCUUAUUGAAAAAAAGUGUAUAUAUUAAUACUUUUUUAUAUUUAUAAAUAAAUUAUUCGAAUUAAUGAUUACUCUCAUCAUUAUAAACG
This is a messenger RNA of Chelonus insularis, 2574 nucleotides long. RefSeq lists its product as uncharacterized. Gene Ontology annotation, cellular component: transcription factor TFIIIC complex. The record is from RefSeq and is a predicted model, not a curated record. Gene Ontology annotation, molecular function: histone acetyltransferase activity. Bases 255 to 2480 code for a protein of 741 amino acids. The transcript has 3 exons. Lineage: Eukaryota; Metazoa; Arthropoda; Insecta; Hymenoptera; Braconidae. Gene Ontology annotation, biological process: transcription initiation at RNA polymerase III promoter.